CUUCCCGGCUAGGCGUGUGUGGCUCUGUUGCUCGCAGGCUCUCAGCGUCAGGCAGCGUUCAGCCUAGUGCCGCCGAGGCCAUCGGCUCCGAGUCUUCGCUAUGGACUUCGAGGACGAUUAUUCUCACACUGCUUGCAGAAAUACUUAUCAGGGUUUUAAUGGAAUGGAUCGUGAUUAUGGCCCUGGAUCUUAUGGAGGUCAGGCAUUCAAAGAUAUUAAUUUUAAAACUAUUCUUCUGAGCACUACCCGGCGUGGGCAUUAUUUAAUGCUUUUCUUUUUAAAUUUUAUAGGGAUGGAUCGUGAAUAUGGCCAUGGGUCCUAUGGGGGUCAAAGAUCCAUGGACUCCUACCUAAACCAGUCCUAUGGCAUGGACAAUCACGGUGGCGGUGGGGGGGGCAACAGGUUUGGACCUUAUGAGUCUUACGACUCCAGGUCUUCUCUGGGUGGGCGAGAUCUGUACAGAUCUGGCUAUGGUUAUAAUGAACCCGAACAAAGCCGCUUCGGAGGUAGUUAUGGUGGUCGAUAUGAGAGCUCCUACCGGAAUAGCCUUGACUCUUUCGGAGGUAGAAACCAGGGCGGGUCUAGCUGGGAAGCACCUUACUCCCGUUCAAAAUUGAGGCCUGGGUUUAUGGAGGACAGAGGAAGAGAGAAUUACUCUUCCUACAGCAGUUUUUCUUCACCCCAUAUGAAGCCUGCGCCUGUAGGCUCUCGGGGGAGAGGAACGCCUGCUUAUCCUGAAAAUACGUUUGGAAGCAGAAACUAUGAUGCUUUUGGAGGACCAUCAACAGGCAGAGGCCGAGGCCGAGGACAUAUGGGAGAUUUUGGAAACGUUCAUAGACCUGGAAUUGUUAUUGACUAUCAAAACAAACCCACCAAUGUGGGAGUUGGUGCUGCAAGAGGAAUAAAGAGAAAAAUAAUGCAGCCAUUUAAUAAGCCCGGUGGAACCUUUAUCAAGAAGCCCAAGCUAACAAAACCCGUGGAGAAGAGCCUCAGCAAAUCACCCACAAAAACUGAUUCUAAAAUGGAAGAAAAAGAAAAACGACGCAUUGAGGCUCGUCGAGAGAAGCAAAGGCGCAGAAGAGAAAAAAAUAAUGAAAAAUAUGGAGAUGGAUACAGAACUGCAUUCACAUGUUCAUUUUGUAAAUUCCGAACCUUUGAAGAAAAAGAUAUUGAACUGCAUCUGGAAAGCUCGUCACACCAGGCAACAUUAGAUCAUAUUCAGAAACAAACCAAAUUUGACAAAGUAGUUAUGGAUUUUUUGCAUGAAUGUAUGGUGAAUAAAUUCAAGAGAACAUCUAUUCGUAAACAACAGACAAAUAGUCUAACAGAAGCAGGCAAAAUAAUUGAUAAAGAUGCUAUGGAAGGUGUUACUGCGGAUGAUCACAUGAUGCGAGUUGAGACUAUUCACUGCAAUGCCUGUAGUGUGUAUAUCCCUGCUUUACAUAGUUUAAUUCAGCAGCACUUAAAAUCUCCCGAUCAUAUCAAAGCUAAGCAGGUGUAUAAGGAACAGAUAAAAAGAGAGAGUGUCUUGACUGCUACAAGUAUUUUAAAUAAUCCAAUAGUGAAAGCACGAUAUGAACGUUUUGUUAAGGGUGAGAACCCUUUUGAAAUUCAAGAUCAUGCUCAAGAUCAACUAGGAGAUGAAGAGGAAGAAGAAAAGAUUGAUGAACCUAUUGAAGAAGAGGACGAUGAAGAGGAAGAAGAGGAGGAAGCAGAAGAAGCAGAGGAAGUGGAGGAAGUUGGAGGAGUGGAGGGAGUGGGGGAAACAGAGGGAGAGGGAGAGGUCGAAGGAGCUGGGGAAGAUGAGGGGGCUGGGGAAGAUGAGGGGGCUGGGGAAGAUGAGGGGGCUGGGGAAGAUGAGGGGGCUGGAGAAGAUGAGAGAGCUGGAGAAGUAGCUGGAACUGGGGAGGUGGAGGGAGCAGGAGAAGCGGGAGGAUCAGUGGAAGUCGAGGGAACACAGGAAGGAGAGGAGGAAGCAAAGGAAGAACCUGCCGACUUCCCUGUUGACCAACCUGAAGAAAAUUAGAUUUCAAUGGAGCUUUACAUUUCUUUUGUGUUCUAAUGUAUAAAGAGUAAGAAUUUUAAUAGCCUAAAAAUUAAUCAACACCCAUGUUGCAUGCAUUCCACACAUUAAGAUUUGUUUUAUAUAAUUUUAAAAUAUUUGGUAUUUGUUUAAUAAAGAUAGGACAGUUUCAGUUUAAUUUUUUUUAUAGCUAUAAAAUUUGAUCUGAAAUAAUUGUUUGUAUAAUUUUAAUUAUUGGUGUUAAGGAUAACAGAUAAUGGGUUGUUAGUAUAUCUAUUCUAAUCAUUUGGACUUAAAUGCUGCUCUUGGGAGUAAAUAUUCAAGUGUGCAUUGAUCUUGGAAUACUUAGCCUUGAGAAGAUAAUUGGGCAAGUAUUUUGUGCUCUGAGUGUGUAUUUUUUUACUGCGUUGAACAUUGAAUAUAGUAAUUUGCGUUAAGAUACGCUUAAAGGCUUUUUGUGACCAUGUUUCCCUUUGUAGUAAUAAAAAUGUUUUUUA
Molecule: messenger RNA, 2520 nt
Organism: Echinops telfairi (small Madagascar hedgehog)
Lineage: Eukaryota; Metazoa; Chordata; Mammalia; Afrosoricida; Tenrecidae
Gene: ZNF326
Product: zinc finger protein 326
Biological process (GO): regulation of DNA-templated transcription elongation
Cellular component (GO): DBIRD complex; nucleus
Molecular function (GO): DNA binding
Source: RefSeq, a predicted model, not a curated record